Mya arenaria is the source of this 4671-nucleotide messenger RNA. RefSeq names its product GATOR complex protein WDR24-like. The transcript is spliced from 21 exons. The coding region runs from base 201 to 2582 and encodes 793 amino acids. The record is from RefSeq and is a predicted model, not a curated record. Gene Ontology annotation, biological process: positive regulation of TOR signaling. Lineage: Eukaryota; Metazoa; Mollusca; Bivalvia; Myida; Myidae. Gene Ontology annotation, molecular function: protein binding.
AUUGAUUUUUUGCUCAAAUGUGUGGUGUCUGUUGAAACAAACAUCAGCAGUGCGCUUUUGACCCCAAGAGCGCCCCAUAAACCCAAGGCCGAAAAUGUUUCAGCCCUCCAGCUGCCAGGUCAAUCACAUCCCUGCUUAAUAUGUGCAUGAUGGGAAAGUUUUAGAAUCUUGGCCUGACUCCUGUUCUCUUUGCUAGCAACAUGCAGGCCGUGUCGCAGAACAUCUCCAGGAUGGUGCAUGACAGAGUUGCAUCAUCAAAUCCUGUGACCAUGUCCGUAAAUUGUGGUGGACCAAUCAGUGCGAUAGCUCAGAACAGGGAUGGAACACAGGUUGUGGUCGGGGGAAGGACAGUUUUUAAGAUCUACAAUGUGGAAGAUGACUGUUUUGAGGAGAAGUUUAACCUGCGUGUUGGCAAACAUGUCAACCUUAACUACUGUGCCCUUGACAUUGCAUGGAAUAACAUUGAUGACAAUCUUCUGGCAACCGGGGCCACAAAUGGCGCAGUUGUGCUUUGGGACCUGAACAAACCAACUCGCUGUAAACAAGAGCAUGUGUUUACGGAGCACAAACGGACGGUUAACAGAGUUUGCUUUCAUGAGAGUGAGCACAGAUUUCUGUUGAGUGCCUCCCAGGACGGACAGAUGAAGCUACAUGAUAUUCGUAAGAAAGAAGUAGUUCUAAACUUCACGACGGGCAGUACGAGUGUCCGGGAUGUUCAGUGGUGCCCGUCACAAAUCAACUACUUUGGUUUUGCCGCAGCAGAUGAAGCUGGCACACUCAUGAUUUGGGACAUGAGAAGGCCAGACAAAGUAGAGAAGCAGGUUACGGCCCACAGUGGACCUGUGUUCGCCAUAAACUGGCAUCCCGAGGACAAAAACUGGCUCGCAACUGCCGGCAGGGACAAAAUGAUCAAGAUCUGGGAUGUCCCGAAGUCCAAAUGUCUGCACACUAUACACAGUAUUGCCUCCCUUGCCCGCAUCCGAUGGCGACCUCAACGGAAAUUCCAUAUCGCAUCGUGCUCCCUCCUCGUUGAUUGCAGCAUCAACAUAUGGGAUAUAAGGAGGCCCUACGUGCCAUUUGCUACAUUCGACGAUCAUAAAGAUGUCACAUCAAGUCUGUUGUUUAAGAACAAGGACCCCCAUGUGAUGAUUAGCGGUAGCAAGGAUUCCAUGUUGAGUCAACACGUGUUUCGGGAUGCCAAAAGACCAGGGGAGGACCUGGUUCCCUCUGGACUUGACCUUAGUGUACAUGGCAUGGUCGGUCAUGCAAACAGCGACAGACAGGGGAAGCUGUCUGAGUUCCAUCCCCAGUCGUCGUACUUCAGCAAGCGUACCGGGGACAAGACGGACCAUUUUGUGGAUGUGAUUCCGUACAUGCAGGAGUUCUCUAAUACUGGCCAGGUACAACCAGUCGAGAAUCUACAAAGUUGGGUUGAGACUGCCAAAGAGUACGAGUUGGUUGGAAAACCUGUGGAUGAAUUGUGUCGACACAAUAGUAAAGUGGCGGCCAAUUUGGACAGACAUCAGGUUGCCCAGGCCUGGUUAACAGUGCUGACCCUGUAUAGCAUGUACAGCGUCUCGGAAACCAAGGUGUACAGUCAGAAUAGAACAUUUUCUGUUCUCUCCUCUACUACUCAAGAUAAGUCCGAGCUAGAAAAAGCUCGUUUGAACAAGGAUGCCAAGGUGGAAACAGACAUUGAGGAGAAAGUUUUGGAUGGAACUUCCGGAAAUUCAGAUGAAGAGACAGAUGACCGUGAAAUGUUUGACACAAAACUGUCAAGUAUCGCCCGAGGCCAAGUGAACCCAGACUGGGACAUCCUGUUUCAAGACGGCGAGCCCGGGGGAGGGGACGACUUUUCCUACCUAGAGGGACCAGCCCUUAACAAGAUUAAAGAUUGGCAGCUGCCAUCAGAAGCAUUCCACCCACGGCAUGAGAUUCAUGAUCGUGAAGCCCCGUUAGAACCCCUGCAGUCUAACUACAGUCAUGUAGGCUCCUCGGUUGACAGUGACCAGGCCAAUACAGUAGUCAACAAGAGCUCAGGAGAGGGUAUUGGUAUGACAAGCCUUAUGGUGGACAUGGCCAUGCUGGAGACUGGAGACUGGGAGUUUGCUAAUAUAGUUGUAGAUAUGUUGACAAACAUGGCUGCCGAGGGAGAUGUGCAGACCCCAGUCAGCAUGUUGAUAGUUUUAAAGGACAAGCUCCGACAGUAUGUGGACACUGAUCUACAAGAAGACUGGUUCCUCUCAUACAUAGAACUUCUGGGCAGGUUUAAACAGUGGACUAUAGCCAACUUUAUCAUCAAGAUGAGCAAGCUUCCGUCUGUGUCCAUGCUUAAUCAACAAUCUACCUCGAUACACGUCAACUGUAACAUGUGCAAUAGACCCCUUGCUAGAUCUGGAUGGCUGUGUGAUCGCUGCAAGGCAAUUAUAAACAGAUGCUGUAUAUGCUCACUGCCAGUAAAAGGGAUGUUUCUGUGGUGUCAGGGUUGCUCCCAUGGUGGUCAUAUUCAACACAUGAAAGACUGGCUGUCAAGAAACAUUGAGUGUCCCACUGGGUGUGGCCAUGUAUGCGAAUACACUUGAUUUUUUUUAAGAAAGCAUUAUGUGCUCCACAUAUGGAAACAAUUCAUUGGCUUUUAAGAAAUAUUGAGUGCCUCAUUUGAGGUUGCAAUUAGUUUGCAAUUAGUGUGCACUUAAAAGGUUUCACAAAAUAUUGGGCACACCACAUGUGAAUUUCCUUCAUUGGCUAUCGAAUAAACAUUGAGUGCUGCACAGGAUGUUUAAGUACAAGUAAGUAUACUUGAUAGUUGUCAAGAGACAUUGAAUGCCCCUUAUUUGAACAUGACCCAUUUGCUUCCAAAAAAUUUUGAAUAGAGGCUGCAAUAUACAUGUAUAUGUGAAUAUGAUAGAUGGCUGUUUGGAAACACUGAGUUUGUCAUAUGUGAUUUCAACUUCUUGAGCUCCAUAAAGAACCAUUGAGUGCUACACUGGAGGUUGUCAUAUAUUUGAGUGUACUGAAUAUCUGUUGGGAAACAUUCCAUAGGUCAUAUGUGAGCUCAACUUAUUUGGUUAUAACAAGAACCGUUGAGUACUCCACAGGGUGUUGCCAUAAAUGUGAAUACUGGUUGAGAAGCAGUUUCCGACAGUUUUUAAACGUUUUUAUUGAAUUAUUUAUACGUGUUUAAAUAUCUACUGAAAGUGUUCACAUUUUAUAUAACUACAGCUCAAGUUGCUAUUGUCGAUAUAUUUCUAACAUGUGUGACGUCACAUAAUAGUGUAUCUAAUAGGGGCGCAAAGAGGGUACUUACGUUGUUCUGAUUAGCUUGUGAUGAGAAGCAGUUUCCGACAAUCUGAAUGCGGGGCAUAUUUGAGGUGCCUGUUGUGUGUUUUUAUUAUCCGUUUAUUUAAUAAACUAAACAUAAUCCUGUAAUAAGAGAAAUGUUAUUUAAUUUUUCAGCAUUUACAAAAAAAUUUAAACCUUAAAAUUUACGACUUUCAAUUCAUACUCGAAAUCAGGCAGAGACUGAAUAUCAAUGAUUUUUUUUAUUCAUUUCUGAUGAAAACUUGUGUUUGUAUACAUCUAAGUGAAUGUGGAUGCGAAACAAGCAUGACACCAGUGUUCACAAAUAUGUACACAAUGAUCAUCGUUUGUAUAAGUCAAUUAAGGAAAACCUUGUAGCUAUUCAUAGAUAUGCAAAUUAGGUUCACACGCAUGCGCAAUACGCUGCGCGUGCAGAUCCCCCACGUGCAAGUUUGUGUACAAAAUGAAAAAUAAACAUUAAACAUUAAAUAAUAAUAAAAGUUUUUUACGUGUCUCGGAAAAAAAAUCAGCUUUUGAUUGCCUAGUUACCAUAUAGCUGAAUUGCAGUUCAUUCUUUAUGAAGAUCUAUGGAAGGUACGCGAAAAAGCGAUUUGUCGGAAACUGCUUUCCGUCGGAAACUGCUUCUCAACCAGUACUCUUGCAUGGAUUGCUUUAUAUUUGAGUAUAUUUGAUUGGCGACCAAGGAACGUUGUAUGCCUAAAUACCCAUUGAGUUUACCGUACUUAAAAACACUUCAAAACUGCCAAGAACAUCUUGAUUAUCUGUCAAGAAGAAGGGAACUCUUCAUAAGAAGUAAUCUUACAUCAGAAAGUUUUGCCCACAUUUUAUGGUCCAAUCAAUCAAUCUAACCAUAUAUAAUAUAUAUAUAUAUAUAUUGUGUAAAAUUAUAAGUUACUGUAGUCAGCAAGCAAUUACCUUUUAAUUGAUUCCAAAAUUAAAUGGGGUCACUAGAAAUAAAAAACAAACAAACAACAAUAAUUAUGUUAAUGGUACAUAUCUGUAAAUAACCAUUGAGUGGAACUGCAUUGGAAACAUAUAUAUACACAUGUGUUUAAAAUAAUAUGUGGUAUAUACCUUGUUCCUCAUAUUAUGAUGUUAUCUAUUGAGAUGAAGCACAUUAAAGUUCAGAAAGAUUAAAAUGAAUACAAGGGCGGACCCAGGAGGUGGCGUAACUUAGGGGCGUAACCUUUUGACCUGCGCCCCUCUCUCAGAACCAAAAUCUAUAUAGUUUAAAGUAUAGGCAGGGGACGCUUCCCCUAGAAAAUUUGAUCAAAAUUUUGUCCAAAAUAGUGCAUUUUGGGCGUAUUUUAUUACCUUUUUACUCCUUUAUUGAAGUUUAAAUAAACUUUC